Dentiscutata erythropus is the source of this 387-nucleotide messenger RNA. The record is from the annotation of a GenBank genome assembly. NCBI's taxonomy places the organism in Eukaryota, Fungi, Glomeromycota, Glomeromycetes, Diversisporales, Gigasporaceae.
AUGGAUGAAUUUAUCAAAUGGCCAGAAAAUGAACAGGAAGAAACCUCUGAGCCACAAGCUAUUGAUAUCGGCGCAGAAGGAAUUGGUAUUGAAAAAGAUGAACAGGCAGUAAAUAUGGACAUGCCUAUAUAUAUACCUGUCUUCCUCUUUACUAAAUUAACUCCUAGAAGGGAGGCCGUAUAUUGGGUAGAUUUUUGUGGCUAUCCUUUAAUUGCCAACGACCCAAAUGAAUUACUAAUCUUGCAAAAUCAGAUGCAAGAUGAGGUACGACAAAGUGAAGCCCGGCAGUUAAUGACUUUACAAACCGGCAUUGACCCUGGGUGUAACCGAAGACUUGUGGAUAAUAAUGGUGUUUUUAUAUUACUUGUGAAAAUUGAGUUGGAUUAG